Candidozyma haemuli is the source of this 2040-nucleotide messenger RNA. Its product is annotated as aspartate--tRNA ligase. Gene Ontology annotation, biological process: aspartyl-tRNA aminoacylation. The record is from RefSeq and is a predicted model, not a curated record. Lineage: Eukaryota; Fungi; Ascomycota; Pichiomycetes; Serinales; Metschnikowiaceae. Gene Ontology annotation, cellular component: cytoplasm; mitochondrion. Gene Ontology annotation, molecular function: ATP binding; aspartate-tRNA ligase activity. Bases 1 to 2040 code for a protein of 679 amino acids. The transcript has a single exon.
AUGUUCCAAAGGCUCAAUGUAUCCCGGCGUCAAUGGACCCGUGCUUUGGCCUCUGCUAAACUACCGCCUAAGGAUGCUACGCUAGCCAAGUUUUCCUUUCCUUCAGCCACUCACAAUGUUCGUGACUUGGUAGCAAGCGGCGACAGCUGGACACAUUGUCCAGUGACUCUUCAUGGCCAUCUUCACCGAAAACCUAGAAAAUUGGGCAAACGUACGUUUGCUGAGCUUAGAGACACUCAGGGUGACAUUAUCCAGCUUCACUUGUCGCCUGAAUGGACGAAUCUGGAAUAUAUGGAGUUGAUCCGCAGAUCUGGUACGGAAGAUUCAUUGGCUGUGAAUGGUCUUUUGCGGAGAAAAGUCACUAAAAACGCAGAUGAUCCUCCAGAAUAUGAGAUCUCGGUAUCUGAACUUCAAAUUUUGAACGAAGGCGGUGUUGAUGCCGCUCAGUUGGAUAACUUGAAGCACACAAGCCCAGCGACUAUCCCUCCAAAGUUCAGGUACUUGCAAUUGCGUACACCUUUCUACCAGAACGCAUUGAGGACAAGAUCAAAAGCUGCUCAUUGGGCCAGAAAGGUCUUGGUGGAGAACCAUGGUUUCACAGAGAUUGAAACUCCUGCUCUUUUCAAGUCCACACCGGAGGGUGCAAGAGAGUUCUUGGUUCCUACCAGAUCUCCCGACCGUUUCUACGCAUUGCCUCAAUCUCCUCAGCAAUAUAAGCAGAUGCUCAUGAGUUCUGGUUUUACCAAGUACUUCCAGAUUGCCAGAUGCUUCAGAGAUGAGGAUCUUAGAGCUGAUAGGCAGCCAGAAUUCACCCAGAUCGAUUUGGAAAUGGCUUUCGUAAAUCAUAGCAAGAAAGUACAUGCCGUGAUCGACGAUAUUAUAGAGACUGUAUGGCUGAAAGUGGCCAACAAACCCAUCUACAAGUUGGAUGCAGACGGAAGUAUCGUGCCUGUAAAGGCAAAUCGCCAUAGAGAUACUGUCCCUGCUUUCACCAAAUUGACGUAUCAAGAAGCUUUGCGUAAGUAUGGUAUUGAUAAGCCAGAUCUUCGUUCGGCGCUCGAGUUCGUUAAUCUUUCUGAAUUCCUUCGGCCUGUCAACAAUGCUGAAGAUUUCGGGGUGGUAGAAGCUUGCGUUUUGAAGGGCGUUUUUGAUCCAUCAAAGAAGUACAAGGUGAGUAACGCACUCAAUGAUCCAGAGGCGUACCCACGUCGAAAGCCAAUCAUUUUACCUAUUCAAUCGGAGGAUGACGCUCUUACUUGGUGGAAGAAGUUCGUCGAAAAGGAUGUUUUGACUCAAACUGGCGACUUCUCCCAACUAAAGGUACUCAAAGCGCUUAACUUGGAGCCUGGUGAUGUUCUUGCCUUCUCAACAAGGGCAGAGCUCAGUUACGAAAAUCCUACACCUUUGGGUAAGUUCCGUCAGCUUGCUAUUGAAGAAUUCCCUGGUAGAUGGAACAGGCCAUUGAAGCCAAGCCAGGGAGAGGAAAUCACAACAGACUACGACCCAAAGGAUAUUUUUGUUGGUACCUGGGUGAUUGACUUUCCUCUUUUCAGCCCUGUGGAGGUGACAGAAAACCCUUCAGAUCCAUUCCCAAAGUAUAGCACGGACAGAUGGGAAGCUACGCAUCACCCAUUUACCAUGGCUAAAAUCGAAGACUACGACUUUUUGGAGAGCGAUAUUGCCAAAGUAAGAGGUGAACACUAUGACCUCGUGAUAAAUGGCGUUGAGGUAGGCGGUGGCUCAAGAAGAAUCCAUGACGCUGAACUACAGCAAUACAUCUUCGAGUCAAUUUUGAAGAUCAACAAUUACGAAGAACGUUUCGGACAUUUGCUCAAAGCGCUUAGCAUGGGCUGUCCUCCCCAUGCUGGUAUAGCAUUGGGUUUCGAUAGACUCUCAGCCAUGCUUAUCGGCAGUAAUAGCAUCAGAGAUGUCAUUGCAUUCCCUAAGAACCAAUCUGGCUCUGACCCUGUUGUGGACAGUCCCACAAGUGUUGAUAGUGCUACACUCAACGAGUACUACAUCGAUAAAUUAGACCUGUAA